UGGGGCAGUUCAGGUUUCUGUGGCUGUGAUUCUGGUCCAGACUACGUCCUCUCUUCCCUCUCUGGAUGCUUUGGCGCUGGGUGGGCAGCUGAGAGCGGCUAGCCGUCAUCAGACCUCUGCUGUUUUCAGCUUCGGACAUUAUCCACUGACACCUGCCAACUUAUUGGAUGGAGCACUUGUGACACAACUAAUGCUUUCUUCUGCUGAUUCACCUUAAACUACCAAAGUUUGGAGAUCUGCUCCUGGUCAAUGUAUAUUGCACUAACCUCAUCACCACCAGAAAUGAAUGCCAACAGUAUGCCUAAACAAGUGGAGGUGAGGAUGCAUGAGAGCCACCUGGAGCCCAUCGAGGCGAGGCCCCGGUCCAAAUGUGCCCAAAUCUGCUCCAAAAUGUUCAAGAACCUCCUGCUCACGCUCACAGUCCUUGGUGUGAUCCUGGGAGCUGUAGCAGGGAUGCUGCUGCGUGUUGCCUCUCCAAUUCAUCCGGAUAUUGUCAUGGUGAUUGCCUUUCCUGGAGAUAUUCUGAUGAGGAUGCUGAAGAUGUUGAUCCUGCCUCUCAUUAUCUCCAGCUUAAUCACAGGGCUUGCUGGCCUGGAUGCCAAAUCUAGUGGUCGCCUGGGAACCAGAGCUAUGGUUUACUACAUGUCCACCACUGUUAUUGCUGCUGUCCUGGGUGUCAUCCUGGUGCUAGUCAUCCAUCCUGGCAACCCCAAACUGAAGGAAAAUCUGGGCGAGGGCGAGAAAAACGAUGAUGUGUCCAGCUUGGAUGCCUUCUUCGAUCUGAUAAGGAAUCUCUUCCCAGAAAACCUGGUGCAAGCCUGCUUCCAACAGAUCCAAACAGUCACAAAGAAAGUUGAGGUGGUUGUGGAGGAGGACGUUAAUGUCACCACUGUGGAGGGCCUGGUGGCUAACAUUACCAAGGAGCCACAGUUCAUCAUCAAAAAGUCACUUCAGUUCAAAAGUGGCAUGAAUGUCUUGGGUCUGAUUGGUUUCUUUAUUGCAUUUGGCAUCUGCAUGGGCAAGAUGGGAGAGAAGGCCAGACUCAUGAUUGAAUUCUUCAAUAUCCUCAAUGAGAUUGUGAUGAAACUUGUCAUCAUGAUCAUGUGGUACUCUCCCUUUGGUAUUGCCUGUCUGAUUUGUGGCAAGAUCAUCUCCAUUAAGGACUUGGAGGUGGUGGGCAGGCAACUUGGCAUGUACAUGGUGACUGUGAUUAUUGGUCUGAUCAUCCACGGCGCAAUCUUCCUGCCCAGCAUUUAUUUUGUCAUCACAAGGAAAAACCCCUUCACCUUCUUCUUGGGAAUCUUCCAGGCCUGGAUCACUGCUCUGGGAACAGCUUCCAGUGCUGGCACACUUCCUGUCACAUUCCGUUGCCUGGAGGAGAAUUUGGCCAUUGACAAAAGAGUCACUCGUUUUGUGCUCCCAGUAGGUGCCACCAUCAAUAUGGAUGGAACUGCUCUCUAUGAGGCUGUGGCGGCCAUCUUUAUUGCCCAGAUGAAUGGUGUGAAUCUUGAUCCUGGUCAGAUUGUCACAGUCAGUCUGACAGCCACCCUUGCCAGUGUUGGAGCAGCCAGUAUUCCCAGUGCCGGCCUUGUGACUAUGCUGUUGAUCCUUACCGCUGUUGGCUUACCAACCCAGGAUAUCAGUUUGCUGGUUGCUGUUGACUGGUUAUUGGAUCGUUUCAGGACCUCAGUGAAUGUGGUGGGUGACUCCUACGGUGCAGGGAUUGUGUACCACCUGUCCAAAGCUGAGCUGGAUGAGCUGGAUGCGCACACGGCUAAAUCAGACGACAUCGAAAUGAUGACAAAGACCCAGUCCUAUUAUGACGACAUGAAGAACCACCACGAGAACAAUUCCAACCAGUGCGUCUUAACCCCAACUUCUUCUACAGCUGCUACUGCCAAUGCUAACAAUUCUGUCUUAGUAGAUGAAUGCAAGGUAACCUCAGCCGCUAACGGUUCUGCUGCGGAGUGCACGCUUGUUGAGGAGGAACCAUGGAAACAUGAAUAAUGGCAGCGCAGAGGUCCCCCUGCUCCUGGGCUCCACGAGCUUUCCUAUCUGGUGAUAAAACAAGAAGAGUGAAUGAAAAGUCACAUGAACAGAACUACUAAUGUUUUUUUUUUAUGUAGUUUUAUUUUUUUUAUUCUUAGUCCCUUUAAGAAGUUUUUUGUAUUUUGUCCAUCUGACUGGUAUGCUACACUAAUUCACAUAACCGUGAACUAACAACAGAGGUAUACCUCACCUGUUAGAGCCACAUCCUGUAUACCAGAUACUUGCACUACAUACUUCAAGGCUUGGGAAGGGAAGAAAGAGAGAAUUAUUACUAGAUAUUUUUUCUUAGGAGUACAGUUCAGUUUAUGUUUAUAUGAAAAGCAACACAGUAGUGGUGCAACACACAUGCACUGAGGGUAUCUUCUAUAUUUUAUAAAGAUGGCUCCUUUUUCUGAGUGGGAGGAUGAGUGGGAACCACACCAAUAAUUGAUACAACUGAUUUUAACUGCGUUGAACAUGCUGUAUUUACACCUUCAUGAAAAUCUCUAUGGUACAUCAAUUUACAAUUAUCAAGUACUCUGAUCAAAGGAAAAUCCCUCUGAGCCUCUUCACAUACAAGUAUUAUCACAAAGCACAAAUUAUUUCCACAAACCAGGAUUUGUUUCCCCUCUUCUUUUUUUUGUCUUCUGUGAAGAAAAUUGACAUUCUUCUUUCACGUGUUGAGAGAGAUUUUAAAACUAAUUUAUUUGUGUCAAGAAAGCAUGACCAAGUCAAGAAUAGGGACCAAACAGGCAUAAAGUCAACCGGCUAACAGAAGCC
Messenger RNA from Xiphophorus maculatus (southern platyfish), 2808 nucleotides. RefSeq names its product solute carrier family 1 member 2 (gene slc1a2b). The transcript has 11 exons. Lineage: Eukaryota; Metazoa; Chordata; Actinopteri; Cyprinodontiformes; Poeciliidae. Gene Ontology annotation, biological process: L-glutamate transmembrane transport. Gene Ontology annotation, cellular component: plasma membrane. Gene Ontology annotation, molecular function: L-glutamate transmembrane transporter activity; glutamate:sodium symporter activity; neutral L-amino acid transmembrane transporter activity. The coding region runs from base 250 to 2007 and encodes 585 amino acids. The record is from RefSeq and is a predicted model, not a curated record.